CGGUUACAAGGUAUCCGUCAAUCAAAUGAGUCAGAUGUCAACACAGCCGCAGACAAGUACAGGUCUGUGUUCAGUAUGGCAAUGGAACAACAGUCAAUCAUGCUGUUCUUCAGAAAUUAAUGUAAAAUUAUAAAAUAAUGUUUUUUCGAAACACUGCAGAUGAAAGUGUGAAUGAAUAAGCUGUUUUUUUCUGUGGAAGGGAGAUAUUUAAAUGCAAUUUGUGUGGAGUUCAGACGCUUGCUAAACACACAAACUUUUACAGCUAUACCUGAUGGAAUUUUGGUAAGAAAUAAUUUACUUAUUCUGAAAAGAGUAAGUGUACCUGAGCAGUAACGGCUGGAGAAUAGCAAUACAUGAAGUGAACCUGAGCAGUAACGGUUGAAGCAUAGCAAUACAUGAAGUGUACCUAGGCACUACAGGAGACAACUUUGACUCCCUACAUGGGGAGAAGAUGAACUGUUCAGACUGCUUAGCAAUGAGUCUGUAAAAUGCAGAAGAUGACUUCGAAUUCCGGCAUAGGGAGUAGAUGAACUUUGGAAUGCUGCUUUGGAAAAAAUCUGCAUAAUGCAGGAGAAGACUUGGAUUCCCUACAUAGGUAGAAGAUGGACUGCUUAUCCACAAAUCUGAAGAAUUUUUAAGGAUUGUGGACUACGAUUUUACACUCAUCUGAAGGAAUUACAUUUUUAAUAAUUUGUUGUUGAUAGAUAUUUGUUAUUAGUAAAUAUUGUUCAGAAUUAUCAAUAUCAAUGCUGUCAUAGUAUAAUAACACAGAUUGUGCACUUUUUGUGAUUUAAAUCGUUCAAUCAAUGAUUAAUAAUGUGUCUUAGUAGCAAGUGCUCAAAAAAAAAUCUCUUGACAUACAUCGUAGCUUUGCAUGAAAUUAUUCAAUCAUAUUGUUAGUAAUGGUACAUGUUGAAUUGAUAACAUGUGUACCCAUUAUAAAGAAUACUGGUCAUUGUAAAAGAAAUUUUACCCACAGCAUUUUAAAAUUACUACCAUUUAUAAAGGUUAAAAUUUGUGUUUUACCCAGAAUUAAAAUUAUUUUUUAUAAUGUUAACACAUAAAAAUACAUUGUUUCCGUAUGUUUAAUUCAUAAUUUUGUUAUGACAUUGUUUUUUGCCAGUUUUUAAUAUCUUUAUUGUAUUCAUGAUUUAGAACAAACAAAAAUGUCAAGUGGAAUCUGCAAGAUCAAAUUCUCUGUUGUAUAUAGAACAUGUAUGUGUAGUUUGAAGGGUUGUCAGAAGGGUCAAUGCCUGUUGCUAUUAUUUCUGACAAUCUUUAUUCUGGUCACUGUGCCAACAAUAUCAUGGGAUAUUCCAUUAUCACGACUCUAUGGCAAAUUCCACUCCGAUGAUUCUGCCAUGGACCAAGCUCAAGUGUUGAAUGAACAAAGAUACCAGAAGGCAUUUAGAUACUUCAGUGGUCUAGACAGCAGAUCAUCCAGGCUUUUCUAUGAAGGGAAAGAAAAAGCCCAUCCUGACAUUGUUAUAGCUAUUAUAACUACACAAAGAAAGAAAAUGUCUACUCACUACCUUGUUCAAACAGUUGCAGUGAUGGACCAUAUAUUAAAAUCAGACACUUUAUUUGCAAAUACAUUCCUUUUUAUUUGUAAUGUGGACCAAAGUCCUCAGAAUCAUGAAGAUGCAGUACUUUUACAAGAGUACAUUCCAUAUGUUCAAAUGAUGGGGAACAACAGCUUUAAUCAAUCAUUCCAGCCUUAUACUUAUAUAUCUGAAAACAAUGACUAUAAAAGAGGACAGGAAACAAAGGAUUAUUUAUUUUGUUUAAAUGUUUCAAAACAGUUUAAUUCAGAGUUUGUUUUUAUAUUAGAAGAUGAUGUGAUACCAUAUACAAACAUACUGGAAGUUUUACACUAUGUUUUACGAAAACAUCACUUUUUACACAGCAGUCAUUCAGAAAGCAAUCCUUUGAUGAAGAGGGAAUUUUCCUAUUUGAAGCUUUACUAUCCAGAACGGUGGCAAGGCUUUGCAAAUGAGGUUGACAGAAUAUUAGAGCUAGUUUGUUAUGGACUUGUUGGUGGUGCCAUUGUGUUAGGGAUAUUCAGUGCAAUUUUUUCACACAAGUUCAACUUUACUUACAAAACAAAAAUGUUAUACUACACUAUUGGUUGUGCCUUGACCAUUUAUACUGUGAUUUUGCUGGACAGACAGCAGGUGAUGGAAUUCCGACGCAUUUCCCCGCAGUUGUUCCGAAUGAGUCCGUCUCCGGCCUGCUGCACGCCUGCUAUGCUGUACUCGUCACAUAUCAUACCUGGGCUUAUAAGCCAUCUCAUUGACAUCUCACAAAUGAACAAAGACCUAGCCAUCUAUGAUUUUAUUGAGAAACAGCAAAUUCCAGGCUACCUUCUAGAACCAAACCUUGUUCGACAUAUAGGAUUGUACACUUCUCUGCAGAAUUUGCAUAAACCUCCAAAAGAGUUUUUGUUUACCAUUAACUUGCCAUGAUUUUUGUGUUCAAAAUGGUGCUUUAAGUAACACACAUUGAGCUAGUCUGACUGCUAAAAAUGGCCUUUUCUUAUUAUUAUUUUAUUAUAUAUUAUUAUCUUAUGUUAUUUUAAUACCGGUAGGUCAGCAAAUGUUGCAUUGUUGAUUUUUGUUGUAUCUUUUAUCAAGUACAUUAUUUGACUGUUGUUUUGUUAUUGACUCUGUAUGGUGCUAAGAUUUGUUCAAAGUGUUUAGUGCAUUUGUUUGUAUUUCCGUGUUAGUUCCAACAUUUCAUAUAUCUACACAUUAUUAUGUACAGGGCAAUGAUUUUUAUAACAUAACGACAGACAUUAUGUAAUACAACUGAAGUUCAUUAAGGAUUACUGAGGUAGUGACUCCAAAAUUGUAUAUGUUAAAGAUUCAUAUUUCUAUUAUAUACUCGUAUAUAUACAACGUCAUGAAAAAAUUAAGUUUAAGUUAAAGCCACUGCAACAUUUUAGUAACAUACCAGGGUAUAUUUUAAUGGUCGUAAAUUAAUUGAAUUUUAUGUUCAAACAGUCAAAUGUAAUUAAAAAAAAGCUCUUCAUGUUGCAGUUUUGGACUUUGUUCUCUGAAAAAUUAGGCCAUUUUACCAGUGAAAUUCAAACAACUUUUGUAAACUUUGAAAAGCGUAAGAUUCAAACAUAAACAAAACAAAAAAACUUCAUGAGAAAACUUUUAUAAAAAUAAUUUUUAAUUUAACAAUAAAUCACAAUCACAUUCCUUUUUACAGUCAUGGACUUUUUGCUGUGUUAACAAGCACUGGAAAUUAAGCACCGAUUUUCAUAAUGUCAAAACCUGGUCCACAUUACAGACUAUUAGAAUAAACCACUGAAAAAUACAACGACAAGUUUCUAAGUUAACAUACUAAAUCCGAUGAAAACAUUUCUAGUGAAGGUUUCUAAUAACCAUUUAGUAAAGUGAAAAAAGUACAUUUGAAAUAAGCUUUUAUUUGACUACAAAAUACACAAUCUUGAGUGGUCUUACCCUAAGGGAACUAGUAUACCUGUCUGUAAACCUGUCAGUUCUGUACAUCUUGCAAAAUUCUUAAAAUUGUUGACCAAUGUGUCACCAAUACGCAGCUAUAAUGGAAUGUCUAACAUUUUUUAAACUUUUCUUAUCAGCAAGAAUAUCUUCACUUCAUUCAACACUGAAUGCCCCUUGCAUUCAAUCAAAGUGGGAUAAUUAAACAGGUUUUUCCUUUGGAAACAAAGGUUAUAAGAUUUUGGUAUGAAAUCCAGAUGUUUGUACAUUAAAGUUAAAGUCACACCUUAGGGUCAUCAGUCAAAAUACCUUGUAUGUUGGCUUGUCCAGGCAUGCGUAGGGUACUUUUGAAAUAUCUUGGCACAAGUGUUCACCAGGAGUAGCUUGCAUGCAGCCUAAACAAAGCUGUUUAUACGGGUAUUUUCACAGAACUGUUUCCUGAUUUCUAUUUAAUUUCUUGACAUAGUUGAAUUUUUGCUGACGGAGCUUGAGCAUAUAAAAUCAUAGUGCAUAAGAGUAGCCGAGUCCAUCUGUACUCAUCAUUUGUUAAAUUUAGCAGAUUUUUGGCUUACCUAUUUACUUAUCUACAGUCACAUACAAACACUCGAGUCAUAUAUUAAGCUCAUUCGCAACUGUUAUUUACCUCAUGAUCAUAAGAGAAUGGUUUAAUCUAAAAUACUUUUAUGCUUUUACCAUUUUUUUUCAUUGAAUGUGUCGAUUAAAAUCUAUAUUUUUAAGAAAACUAAUUCUAGAGUAAAAAAAGUACUUGAGUCAUUGUUUUAUAACAACUAGUUAUAUUUAAUAACUUUGAAAUCUCACCAAGUUUUGAAUAACAUAUUCUAUGAGAAAAUGUGCUUUUAAAGCGGGUUUCUUUGAAAUCUUGCCUAAGCUUUUUUUAAUAACAUAUUCUUUGAGAAAAAUGCUUUCAAAGGGGUAAAAAAAAUACAAUUUUCAUUAUUUAAUCUUUGUUGUAAUGUUUUAAAAUGAGUUGAGAUUGUUAUUGACAUUUGACAUGGAAGAUAUUUGGGCCUAUUGCAUAAACUUUAGUUAUAUACACUGUUUUAUUUGGUUAUAUUUUGCUUGUUUCUGGACGUUUACGGUAUAAUUUAAGAAUUUACUUUACACCAUUAUUUACAACUAAUUUUACAGUAGAUAACAUUCCAAGAAGUUGGCACAAUCUCAUUGAAAGUAUUAUAGUGUAUGAAAAAUGUAUGCCAAUUGGCAAUUUCUGGAGUAAUUUGUGGGCAAUACCAUUUGUAUUCAUGGUUUAAUCAAAAUAAUCCCGCGUUGCACAUGCAAUUUAUCAUGCAUGUGAUAUUCUGUGAUCAUAAUUAUAAUUAUAAGUCUUGCAUAAUAUUUCAGAGCAUUAUAAGGUUCCUAUGUACUAUAAAUUUGGCUUAACAUAUUUCAAGUUUCAGCAUAACAUAUAACUCGUCUCAUUCAUUAAAACAUGCAGAUAUUAAUUUGCUAUACAAAAAAAACAUUCCUGCAUUGCUUUUUACCCUGUAUCAAAGUAAUCAAUAUGCAUUUCAUGAUCAACUUUUGAAAACAUAUAUAUUUUUUCAUUAUCUUAUUUUUAUUAAUCUUAUUAAUUAUUUAUUAAACACUUGUCAUUGUUGAUAAUUACAUAAAUAGUCUUAACAUGACAUGGUUCUUGAUGUUACUGGUAUAUUUGCAAUAUAGUUUGAUUGUGUUCUGCUACUCAGAGAAUUUUGUUUUAAUUAUUAAACAGUUUCAAAACACA
This is a messenger RNA of Mya arenaria, 5211 nucleotides long. Its product is annotated as post-GPI attachment to proteins factor 4-like. Bases 1167 to 2465 code for a protein of 432 amino acids. The transcript has 2 exons. Gene Ontology annotation, cellular component: Golgi membrane. Gene Ontology annotation, biological process: GPI anchor biosynthetic process. NCBI's taxonomy places the organism in Eukaryota, Metazoa, Mollusca, Bivalvia, Myida, Myidae. The record is from RefSeq and is a predicted model, not a curated record. Gene Ontology annotation, molecular function: glycosyltransferase activity.